Beauveria bassiana ARSEF 2860 is the source of this 2283-nucleotide messenger RNA. Its product is annotated as Cel3e-like protein. Gene Ontology annotation, molecular function: beta-glucosidase activity. Gene Ontology annotation, biological process: glucan catabolic process. The transcript has 3 exons. Lineage: Eukaryota; Fungi; Ascomycota; Sordariomycetes; Hypocreales; Cordycipitaceae. The record is from RefSeq and is a predicted model, not a curated record. Bases 1 to 2283 code for a protein of 760 amino acids.
AUGAAAUUCUCCCUGAGCAGUUAUGGCCUAGCGGGCAUUUUGCUGCCAGCAGCUAUCGCCGGCAGGGCAACUUCUCCAGACGUCUAUCCAACCCCCCAAGGUAAAGGCAGAGGACAGUGGGCCGCGGCGUACGAGAGCGCCCGCGCCUUGGUUGGCCGCAUGACGCUGGACGAAAAGGUCAACAUCACCCGUGGCUUCAAGGCGGACAACAUUUGCGCCGGCACCACAGGCUCCGUCCCGCGCCUCAACUGGCCUGGCAUGUGUCUUCAUGAUGCUGGCAACGGCGUCAGGGCGGCAGAGCUCGUCAACGCGUACCCCUCGGCGCUUCAUUCGGGCGCAAGCUGGGACAGAAAUCUCACGUACCAGCGCGGCUUCCAUAUGGGAGGCGAAUUUAAAGGCAAAGGCAUCAAUGUCGCCCUUGGUCCCAACGCUGGGCCGUUGGGACGUACACCUCUUGGUGGUAGAAACUGGGAAGGCUUUUCUGUUGAUCCUUAUCUGUCUGGCCAACUCAACGCCGAAACUAUUACUGGCAUUCAAAGAGCCGGUGUCGUUGCCAACAUCAAGCACUUCAUUGCGAAUGAGCAGGAAACCUUUCGUCGUCCGUACUUUGGAGUUGAAGCUGCGUCCUCCAACGUGGACGACAAGACAUUACAUGAAUACUACAUGUGGCCCUUUAUGGAUGGUGUCCAUGCAGGCGUCGCAUCUGUCAUGUGCUCAUACAACCGCAUCAACAAUACAUACGGCUGCGAAAAUAGCAAGCUCAUGAACGGCCUGCUCAAGGGCGAGCUAGCCUUUGACGGUUUCAUCCUGCUGGACUGGAACGCCCAGCACAACCUUAACAGCGCCAAUGCCGGCCUCGACAUGCUCAUGCCCAUGGGUGGGAGCUGGGGUCAGAACCUGACCGACGCGGUCCACAACGGCACGGUCUCUGAGAAACGUGUGACGGACAUGGCCACGCGAAUCGUCGCAUCGUGGUAUCUCGUCGGCCAGGAUAACUUUCCCCAGCCUGGUAUCGGAAUGAAGAACCUCAGCAAGCCGCAUGAGCUGGUCGAUGCCCGCAACCCCGCCUCCAAGCCUGUCGUUCUAGAAGGCGCCAUUGCCGGCCAUGUUUUGCUCAAGAACACCAACAACGCACUACCUUUUAAAGGAAAACAGAAAAUGCUGUCUGUCUUUGGCUACGAUGCUGCCUUACCAGAGACGAAGAACAUUGACGUGCUCUUUGAGCUUGGAUAUUACUCUUCGCCAGAGAUGGCCCUGACUGAAUUGGGCACGGAAGCACACUUUGACCAAGCUGCUCGCGGAGGCACCAUCAUCAGUGGUGGUCGUGCCGCUGCCACGGCGCCUUCAUAUAUUAUCGAUCCAUUAAACGCCAUUCAGCAGCGUGCGGUUGACGACGACACCUGGGUCAACUGGGACACCAAAUCGUUUGACCCUCCCGUCAACCCAGCCUCCAACGCUUGCCUCGUCUUCAUCAACGCCAUAUCUACCGAGGGAUGGGAUCGAGAUGGUCUGCACGACGACUUUAGUGACGGCCUUGUACGCAACGUCGCGUCCAAGUGCGCCAACACCGUCGUCGUCGUGCACGCGUCCGGCAUCCGCCUCGUUGAUCAGUGGAUCGAGCAUCCAAACGUCACCGCCGCUAUUGUCGCCCACGUGCCCGGCCAGGACAGUGGCCGCGCCAUUGUCAAGCUGCUCUACGGCGAGGCGGGCUUCUCGGGCAAGCUUCCUUAUACCAUUGCCAAGAAUGAAUCCGACUAUGCCGUAUACAAGCCCUGCGGCCUCACCCACAAGGGCGACACGGACCCCCAAUGCGACUAUACCGAAGGCCAGUAUCUAGACUACCGCGCGUUUGAUGACAAGAACAUUACGCCGCGCUUCGAAUUUGGCUACGGCCUAAGCUACACCGCCUUCAACUACUCGUCUAUCUUCAUCUCCGCGCACGGUGUGCGCAAAUGCGCCAGCACUCGUCUAGACCAGCUGUUUGAAGUCGUCGCCACUGUGCAAGCCAGUGUCAUCAACUCUGGCCCAGUCGCCGGUCAAGAGAUUGCCCAGCUUUACUUGGGCAUUCCCGGAGCGCCGCCAAAGCAGCUUCGCGGCUUCGAGAAGCUCGGCCUUGCGCCCGGCGAGUCUGGCAAGGUGACGUUUGAGCUGACCAAGCGAGACUUGAGUCAGUGGGAUGUUGUGCUGCAGAAAUGGGUGUUGCAACCUGGUACCUACAAAAUAUACGUAGGUGCUAGUAGCAGAGACAUUCGCCUUACUGGCGAUAUUGUGGUCAGCACAUAA